Procambarus clarkii (red swamp crayfish) is the source of this 6811-nucleotide messenger RNA. Its product is annotated as multiple epidermal growth factor-like domains protein 6. Gene Ontology annotation, molecular function: calcium ion binding; protein binding. NCBI's taxonomy places the organism in Eukaryota, Metazoa, Arthropoda, Malacostraca, Decapoda, Cambaridae. The record is from RefSeq and is a predicted model, not a curated record.
GAGGACACGUCGCUGCGGCCUUCCUCCACAACACCACGUGGCUUUCUCGCCGCCUCUACCGCAGUUUAAUGCGUGACUGACUAAUGGCCUGAUUAAUUACCCAUAGUUAGAUCGGGAUUGCAUGUAUAUACUUGUAAGGUAUGUGGACGCUCAUAAUUACGGUAGUUAGUGGAGCAGAGUGUUGAACUAUCGUAGUGUAUUGUGAAUGGUCUUGUGUAUGGUGAUGCAAAUUCUCGAAACUGAUUGAAAAUAACAUUGAACAGUGUUGAAUAAAUUAAUGCAUUCACACCAAAAUUGAUAUAUGAGAACUAGACUAAGCUCUAAGAACCAUGAACGAGCCCGCGUGAUCAAACUGGAGCUGCCAUUGACUACAGGCUUACAGAUAGCUGCUUACUACCCAGACACGCACACACAGUCUUUAACUUGGUAGCCAGGAGAUCUAGCAACUGUACAGCUGUGCCAGGAUUAAAGACAGCUGGUGUGUGAGCUUACAAGAAGUGUGGACAGCACAGCUAGUUCGAGCUAAGCCAUGAGGAUGGCUGGUGCAGUAGUUUCAGGUCUAAGAUGGUUGAUGGUUGUCGUGAUAGUGGCAGACGUCUCCGGCACUCUCCAGGAGGGAAUGCCGCACGUGUGCGAGUACCAGAGGCAGGAGCAGGUCCAGGUUCGAGUGCCGAAAGUCUACAGCUUCACCUCUACCGUCAGGGUUUACCGUUCCGGAUGCUCCGUCAACACUUCCGCCUGCGUCGACUUCAAGAGGAGGACUCAGCACCGGACUGUAUAUCAGGACCAGACCCAGGUCCGAACCAGGAGUAUCUUCGCCUGCUGCCCUGGCUGGUCCACACAGGAUGAGACGAUGACUGAUGUAAACACGGUCCGGGAGCUUCACACAACUGAGGCGGUGAGGGAAGGAUGUUUCACCAGAACGAAGGGCUCAACAGAGGCUGGUCGAGAUAUCUUACACGAAGGUGACGUCUACUAUUUAGUGGACGAAUCCGACGACACUGGCCAGGGUCGUGCCACCGAGGAGGGCCUGCGUCGGCUGGUCGUGUCCCCAGGGACAGGCGCAGCAAGAGACGAUAUCAAGGGCUAUAAGCCACGUCUAUUACGCUCGCACCAUCAAACUCGAAGAUUCAGAGUCGAAGGAGUUAACUACCUUAGCGACCACCCGACGACACAAGACGCAGAUGAAGCGGGUCUUGGCACGUCCACCGCCCAACGGGAGCCUCUGAGAUUUAACACCAAUGAAGAUCAGCACCAUCAGGAGCUUUCCUCCUCCUCACCGUCCGGAGACCGCGGUAGCCGCCAGCACUGGAGACCUUCCCUCCCUCUUGUACACAAACCCAGCACUAGACGCCGCCACCAAGGCCAGCAUCACCGCUUCCACGUGGGCCGGGCACCCACCACACGAGACGAAGUCGAAGCUGAGACAAUUUACACAUCAGGAAAGAACAAUUACCAUCACUAUAUGGACAACACACGUCACCAGGCCGACAGCAUAACGAUCAUCAUGGCUUCUGGGAGGAACGGAUGGAGCGGCAGCAGAGGCAGAGGAGAGCAGACGAAGGACUGGGCCCUACAGGAACGCCAGUCACAACUGUGGAAGGUAGCGGAUGCCUUGCCUCAGACGCCGUAUGCUGCGUGUGGACGCCUCUUGUGCUACAACGGUGGCCGCUGUGUCUACAACCGGUGCAUCUGUCCCCGAGGCUUCUACGGCUCCCGCUGCCAGUAUGACAGAGAUGAGUGUCGGGAGAACAAUGGCGGCUGUGACCAAGCCUGCAAGAACACCAUUGGUUCCUUCUUGUGCUGCUGCAGUCCCGGCUACAGGCUGAUGACAGACAAUCGUUCAUGCCAAGACGUGGACGAGUGCGCGUACCACAACGGCGGCUGUUCCCACCAGUGUGUUAAUACAGUGGGCUCCUACCUGUGUCGCUGCAGUCCGGGGUAUCACCUUCUGCUGGACGAUCGUACCUGCAUUGGGGAGGCGGCGUGCAGUGUUAGGAACGGCUACUGCGACCACUUCUGCAGCGACGCCUCCGGGAAGGUCGUCUGCUCCUGUCGCCCUGGGUACCUUGUGGGCGUCGACGGGCGAACGUGUGAAAAGGCGGAGGAUCCCUGCUCUGUGGACAAUGGCGGGUGUGAGGACCAAUGUCGGGUGGAGCAGGGGGAGGCCCGCUGCUCCUGCCGGCGGGGCUUCACUCUGGCCGACGACCAGAUCUCCUGCGUCGACUUGGACGAGUGCCGGGUGCCCGGAACCUGCAGUCACCAGUGCCGGAACACCUGGGGUUCCUAUGAGUGCCUCUGUAAUGCCGGCUACCAGCUUGGCACUGACCACAAGUCCUGUUACAUGAUCGAUAUGGAGGUCAUCAACUCGUGUCUGGUGAACAACGGUGGAUGUCAACACAUGUGUCGUCAUGGAGCAGGAGGAGCAGUCUGCAGCUGUCACCCAGGCUACCUGUUGCACCAAGACCGUCGCAGCUGUCAGGACGAGGACGAGUGUGAGGCGAAGACCCACCGGUGCCAGCAGGAGUGUGUCAACACCGCAGGGGGCUAUGCCUGCGCCUGUACCCAGGGCUACACCCUCAGCUCCGACACCUUCACCUGUGCUGAUGUGGACGAAUGCCAGUUGCAGAAUGGAGGUUGCGAGCACGAGUGCCGGAACACACAAGGCUCCUUCAUAUGCUCCUGCCGCAGGGGAUACGUCCUUGUCGAUCGCAACCACUGUGACAUGGUAGACGACGACUAUACGUCUCAGAGCUUUCGUGGGGACCUGGACCUCAAGACGACCUUAGAGGAGGAUUCCGAAGUAAUUGAAGAGACGUCGGCCAAGGAUGAUGACCAGUGGGAUGACGUCACAUAUGCUGAAUACGCCAAGAUCAGUACCGUCCAUACUCGUUGUGUUCCAGGUCAGUUUGGUCCCAACUGUACUCUAACAUGUGCUGAUUGUCCCGGCCAGUGCGAUGGCUCAGGUUGUGUGUGUGCUCCUGGGACCACUGGCCCCACCUGCUCUCUCACCUGUCCUCUGGGAUCCUAUGGGCCAGAUUGUAACCAGGUGUGUAGGUGCGAGAAUGGCGGCACAUGCGAUCCUGUGUCCGGAAACUGCACUUGUCCCCCGGGCGUGUCUGGCGACCUUUGCCAAGACGGAUGUCCUGCAGGGUACUACGGAGAUGAGUGCAAGCGCCGCUGCCCCAUGAUGUGCCCCAAUAUGAGGUGUAACAGAAUCUUCGGCUUCUGUGAGUGUGAUCCAGGACGCUUUGGCCCCAAAUGCAACAUGCCCUGCCCGGCCCUCACAUGGGGCCCCAACUGUCGUCAUCAGUGCCAGUGCCAGGCUCACACCACACUGCAGUGUCACCCUGAGAGUGGUGUGUGUCAGUGUCAGCCUGGCUACGUGGGCUCUGACUGCUCCCAAGAAUGUCUAGCUGGCCAUUGGGGUGCCGGGUGCCUGCAUGAGUGCAACUGUUCAAGCGAUUCCACCUGCCAUCCUGCUACAGGGACCUGUGUUCGGGACUGUCCUCCAGGAUUCACUGGACCGGACUGCCUCAAGCCGUGUGAGGUGGGCCACUAUGGUACUGGGUGCAUGAGGGCAUGUAUGUGUGGCCUGCGGCCAUGUGACCCUGCCACUGGCGUCUGCCUCUGUCCUGCUGGCACCCACGGGCCCAACUGUCUUCUCCAUUGUGCGGAGGGCUCCUGGGGCCAGAGCUGCCAACAGAAGUGUCAGUGUCUGAGAGGUGCCACCUGCAACCGUGUUACUGGCGAGUGUCUCUGUCCUCCAGGAUUUGUUGGUCCGGAGUGCAAGUCCCCGUGUCCAGCUGACAGGUUUGGUGUCGACUGUAGCGAGAACUGCACCUGCUUCAAUGGUGCAUCCUGUCACCAGCUCACCGGCAGAUGUGAGUGCUUGCCGGGAUUCACAGGCCCCAGCUGUGGCCAGCCGUGUCCACUGGGACGCUAUGGCCAGGACUGUGUGCACAUGUGUCACUGUGAUAACAAUGGAGGCUGUGACCGUGUCACUGGGGAGUGCAUAUGUGCCCCGGGCUGGCGGGGACCUCAGUGCAAAAUACCGUGUGACGUCGGAACCUAUGGGUCUGGGUGUGCCAUGAACUGCAGCUGUGCCAACGGUGCCCAGUGUGACCACAUCUCUGGUGCCUGCAUGUGCCAGCCAGGCUGGCGUGGUACCUUCUGUUCACGCCGUUGUCCAGAUGGUUUCUGGGGGAUGGAGUGCCGGCAUCACUGUAACUGUGGCGUUGGAGCUGCCUGCAACCCUGUCACAGGCUCAUGCUCUUGUUCUUCUGGCAAACAUGGUCAACACUGCUUGAAGACUUGCUCCAUUGAUCGCUGGGGCAGUGACUGCCAGAAUGUGUGUCUGUGUCACAAUGGAGGCACUUGUGACAGAGUGUCCGGUGCCUGUGUGUGUCCCCCGGGGUACACAGGGGCCACCUGCCAGGACCGGUGUCCCAAAGGAUCCUAUGGCACCGGCUGUUUGCACACCUGCUUGUGUCAGCAAGACGCCACUUGUCAACACGAUACUGGCACCUGUAUCUGUCCUCCUGGCUUUGUUGGUACUUUCUGCGAGACUGGGUGUGGACCUGGCAGAUAUGGUCCCGGGUGUGUGCUGGAGUGCCAAUGUCAGCACAGUGGCCACUGCGACGCCAUCACCGGAGCCUGCAGAUGUAUGCCAGGCUGGCGCGGCAAGCACUGCCAUAAGCCUUGCCACAAAGCAUUCUGGGGUGAGGGAUGUGAGAAGGUGUGCGACUGUGAGCAUGGUAGUGACUGCCACCAUGUCACAGGCAAGUGCCAGUGUGCACACGGCUUCAUAGGAGAUAAAUGCCAGUUUAUUUGCUCUCGUGGGUUCUUUGGCGAAGAGUGUAGAGAGCGGUGCCGCUGUGAGGCGGAUCAGCCCUGUGACCACGUGACUGGUGCAUGCACCUGCCCUCCAGGCCGACAAGGCAAACAGUGCCACGAGUAUUGUACCGAGGGACAGUGGGGCGAGGAGUGUAAUCAAGAGUGUCAGUGUGCCAGGGCGUCCCUCUGUCACCCUGUGACUGGAGUGUGCUUCUGUCCCGCUGGUCUUCGUGGUCGGAAAUGUCGAAGAGGAUGUCCCAGAGGCAGAUACGGGGUCGACUGUAAACAGAAAUGCAAGUGUCAAAAUGGGGGCAUAUGUGACCCUGUGAGCGGGCAGUGCCAGUGCCUCGAUGGGUACUAUGGCCCCACCUGUGGUCUUCCCUGUCCACCCACCACCUAUGGGUUAAGCUGUAACCAGACAUGUGAUUGUGAGCAUGGAGGAGUGUGCACCAGGUCUGGGGAGUGUCGGUGUCCUGCUGGGUAUACAGGGUUCCGCUGUCAGUCCCACUGCCCCGACCAUACCUGGGGCCUCAAUUGUGCCUUCCCCUGUCACUGCCAUAAUGAUGCCAUCUGCCAUCCAGCAACGGGAGAAUGCCAAUGUGGAUUGGGGUGGACCGGGUCAGAUUGUAGCCAGAAGUGUGGCCUGGGUCGCUAUGGCCCCAACUGCCAACUGGACUGUGCCUGCCACCACAACGUCUCAUGUGACCGCUUCUCCGGCUGCUGUGAGUGUGGCCCGGGCCACUAUGGCCGCUAUUGUGAGCUGGAGUGCCCUGCUGGAUUCUAUGGUGCAUAUUGCACUGGUAUAUGUGAGUGCUUGAAUGGUGCCACCUGCGACCCUCAGACUGGGCAGUGCCACUGUGCGCCUGGCUUUACUGGCGAGAUGUGUGCCAACACCUGUCCUACAGGGAUGUAUGGGGGUCACUGUCAGGAGGAGUGCCAGUGUGGCGAGCACCGGUGCCACAGAGAGACUGGGGAGUGUCACUGCCCACCCGGCACUAAAGGGCCUAACUGCGCUAUGCCAUGUGGGCCUGGCAGAUUUGGUGCAAGCUGUGAGCAGGCGUGCGAGUGUCACAAUGGAGGCACCUGUGACCCCUCAAAUGGGCAUUGCUUCUGCACUCCAGGAUGGCUUGGCCCCAAGUGUACUGAGAGGGAUGUCUCCUUCAGCACAGUGAGUGACCAACGAGGAAGGGCAGACAUUCCUGUCGAACUCAGCUGAAAGUCCUAUGCAUGAAGAGCUAAGUCUUCAGUGUCAUGGUAAAGCGAGUUAGAAUUGUGCGACUUUCUACAGAGCAUCAAAAACGAAUCGUGGCAUUUGUAUCUACAGCAUUAGUAGCCUCCAUGUACAUUGUUAUUGUGCUGGAGGUACUGCAGGUUAUAUAGCUACCUCCAAUACAUAAUGAUUAUAGAUAUAACAUUAAAUGUUGUCUUUGGUCAUUAUUAACUGCCAGUACAAUGUUUAUAAUGACAGCAAAAACAGCUCUACACCUUCAGUCUAAAAAUCUAUAAUAAUUAUGUCAGUUUAUUUAGGUUAAAGUACAUACAAACAAAAUGAGUUGCAAGCAGAAUGUUGGACUUCUAGAUAGAGCUAGUAUAUACUAUGCCUAAAGCUAUGCCUAAUAAUGUUAAAUUCACAUUGACCAAUAGUUUAUUGGGUGUGAAGGACCAAAAUAUGAUUUGUUUGUUGAGAGAGAGUCUCAGAGUAAAAUAACGGAAUAUUAGAAAUGUCAUACUUUGAAAAAAGUUUUGAAAUAGAAAAUGAAACACCUGUCUCAGUGAUAAUACUUAAAUAAUUUUACCCACAAGUUUAUAGUUGUAUGAAUGAGUGUGUAAGACUCGCAGAUGAAUUCUCAUCAUUCAUUGUCAUGUUUCAGAAUGAAUUGUACAAUAGAUUUAUCUUGAUAACUGGAAUAGUUAAUGUGCAAGACAGUGUGAAUGUAGAUAUUGACAUAGAAACUAUAAAAGAGAUGAUAUUUAA